Messenger RNA from Esox lucius (northern pike), 1057 nucleotides. Its product is annotated as trichohyalin-like. The coding region runs from base 62 to 583 and encodes 173 amino acids. Lineage: Eukaryota; Metazoa; Chordata; Actinopteri; Esociformes; Esocidae. The transcript has 2 exons. The record is from RefSeq and is a predicted model, not a curated record.
GACGAUCACAGCCCAUCAAACUGCUUGAGGUUUAAAACACACAUAUCUUAACAUAUUGAAAAUGAAUGAGAAGAUAGGAAGAGAAGCUGAGGACAGCCAAAAGCGUAGGGAGCAGAGAGAGGAGGAGAGAAGGAUGAAGGCAGAGAAGACUGAUUUGAUCUUUGGUCUGGUGGAGGAGAGGAAAGCAGUAAGGGGUAAGGUGUUGGACACAACACUGAACCCUGGGAUUAGGAUUGAGAAAGCAGCCAGAUUAAGAAACAUCAGGUUGGGUCAGUCAGUCAGUGCCAGAGAAGAGAAGAAAGAAAAGGAGGAGGAUUUAGGUAUGAAUGAAGAUAAAUUGAAAGAAAAGCUUAGAUUGGAGAAGGAGGCCAGGGAUAGGGAGGAGGGGAAAAUAAAGGAGAAGGAAAGAAAGGAGCAGGCCAUAGUGAAGGAAACCAGGAUGAGGAAGAUCAUGUUGGAGGAGUUGGACAGGGUGAAAGAGGUGGAGAAGGAAAUGGAGGAGGAGAAAAGAACCAAAGAGGUUCUAUUGAAAGCAGCCAAGCAGAGGACUCUCAGGUUGGAGAAAGAGGCCAUGGUUAGAUGAACAGUGAACAUGGAGGAAAACAAAAGAAACCACAUGGUUAUUUUGGAAGAAGCCAGGCUGAGAAAGCUAAGGCAAAAGGAGGAGACCAGGCUUAGGGAAGAGGAGAAGAAAAGGGAGGAGGAGAAUAGAGAGAAAAUGGCUUCAGUGAAACUGGACUGGAGGAGAAAGCUCAUGUUGGAGAAGGCCAUGGUUAGAGAAGAGAGGAACAUUGAGGAGAAUAAAAGAAAGAGGGAGGUUCAAUUAAAAAAGUUCAAGAUGAAGACCAGGUUAAACCAGGAGGCCAGACUUAAAGAGGUGAAAAAGAUGGAGGAUGAGAGUAAAAGGAAGCUUUAUUGAAGAAGGCCAAGGUAACAACUCUGAUGUUGGAGGAGGAGGCCAAGUUGAGAAUGGAGGGGAGGAGAAGGAAAAAAGGGAGGCCAGGCUGAAGAAGCUCAGUUUAGAGGAGGAGGGUGUUGUUAAAGAGGAGGAAAAGAG